Molecule: messenger RNA, 2432 nt
Organism: Pipra filicauda (Wire-tailed manakin)
Lineage: Eukaryota; Metazoa; Chordata; Aves; Passeriformes; Pipridae
Gene: COL9A2
Product: collagen type IX alpha 2 chain
Exons: 32
Coding region: 80-2155 (691 amino acids)
Source: RefSeq, a predicted model, not a curated record
UCCCUCCCGGUGUCCGGCGGUGCCGAACCCGAGCUCAGCGACACGAGCCCACCCGCGCUCGGCUCCGGCCGCCUUCGCCAUGGCCGGGGGUCCCUCGUUGUUCCAGCUCUGGCUCGUGCUCCAAACCUCCUGCCUCUGCCUGGCCCAGCUCAGAGGGCCACCGGGCCAGCCCGGCCCGAGAGGGCCCCCCGGUCCCCCAGGAGUGCCGGGAGCGGACGGGAUUGACGGUGACAAAGGCCCUGCUGGAGCCCCGGGCUCCCCGGGUGUCAAGGGGGACCCCGGAGCCCCUGGCCCCGAUGGACCCCCAGGGAAGCCGGGCAUCGACGGCCUGACAGGAGCAAAAGGGGAGCCAGGACCCAUCGGAGCACCAGGAAUUAAAGGCCAGCCUGGACUUCCAGGGCCUCCAGGGCUCCCUGGCCCUUCUCUGCCAGGACCACCCGGGCUUCCAGGCCAAGUGGGGCUUCCUGGAGAGAUCGGGGUGCUGGGACCCAAGGGUGACCCUGGACCCGACGGCCCCCGGGGCCCCCCAGGCCCUCCAGGGAAACCCGGCCUCCCAGGACACAUCCAAGGACUGGAGGAAGGCAGCGCUGAUAUCCUGUGCCCGACCAGCUGCCCCCCAGGUCCCAAGGGCCCCCAGGGACUGCAGGGACUGAAGGGACACAGAGGCCGCCCCGGUGCCCUCGGGGAGCCCGGCAGGCAGGGGGGGCAGGGCCCCAAGGGCGACGUCGGUGCCUCUGGAGAACAAGGAGUCCCCGGCCCGCCGGGACCUCAGGGCCCCAGGGGGUACCCCGGGAUGGCAGGACCCAAGGGCGAGACGGGCCCUGCUGGGUACAAGGGCAUGGUGGGGUCUGUUGGAGCGGCUGGGCGGCCGGGCAGGGAAGGCCCCAAGGGACCACCCGGGGACCCCGGUGAGAAGGGAGAGCUGGGUGGCCGUGGCAUCAGGGGACCCCAGGGAGACAUCGGCCCCAAGGGGGAGAAUGGUCUGCCGGGCAUCGAUGGCAAGGAUGGCACCCCGGGUAUCCCGGGGGUGAAGGGCAGUGUGGGACAGGCUGGACGCCCGGGAACGCCAGGACACCGGGGACAAGCUGGCUUGCCAGGCCAGCCGGGAAGCAAAGGUGGCCCGGGAGACAAGGGUGAAGUGGGUGCCCGUGGCCAGCCUGGUGUCACCGGUGCCCCAGGGCAGCUUGGGGAGCCCGGCCCUCGGGGCGAGCAGGGCCCAGAGGGUGUCCCUGGGCUGAAGGGCGACCGGGGCGAGCGUGGCCUCGUGGGGCCCCCGGGGGAGCAGGGCAGAGUGGGGCCGAAGGGCGAGCAGGGUCAUCCAGGGAUCCCGGGACCCCAAGGCUUGCCAGGAGUCAAAGGAGACAAGGGCUCCCCAGGGAAAACUGGCCCCAAAGGCAGCGUUGGAGACCCCGGUGUCCACGGCCUGGCUGGGCUGAAGGGAGAGAAGGGUGAAUCCGGAGAGCCGGGGCCAAAGGGACAGCAAGGCAUCCAGGGUGACCUGGGCUUCCCUGGCCCCUCAGGGGAUGCAGGAGCACCGGGGGUGAGGGGCUACCCCGGCCCCCCCGGCCCACGGGGGCUGCUGGGGGAGCGUGGAGUGCCAGGGAUGCCCGGCCAGAGGGGCCUAGCGGGCCGGGACGCCGGGGACCAGCACAUCGUCGACGUGGUGCUGAAGAUGCUGCAAGAGCAGCUGGCGGAGGUCGCCGUCAGUGCCAAGAGAGCUGCCCUGGGGGGAGUCGGUGCCAUGGGACCCCCUGGCCCCCCUGGGCCCCCAGGGCCUCCUGGUGAGCAGGGCCCACAUGGCCCCAUGGGCCCCCGAGGUGUCCCCGGGAUCCUGGGAGCCGCCGGGCAGAUCGGCAACGCGGGACCUAAAGGGAAGCGAGGAGAGAAGGGCGAGCGGGGAGAAGUUGGCCGUGGCCACCCAGGAAUGCCGGGUCCCCCCGGGAUCCCAGGCCUCCCCGGCAUUCCCGGCCACGCUCUGGACGGCAAAGCGGGCGAGCGGGGCCUGCCGGGCGCCCCGGGAGAGGCUGGCAAGCCGGGACUGCCCGGGCCCACGGGGCUGCCCGGGUUCUGUGAGCCAGCUGCCUGCCUGGGAGCCUCGGCCUACGCCGCUGCCCGCCUGGCAGAGCCGGGCACCGUCAAGGGCCCCCUGUACUGAGGGGCAGCACCAGGAGAGACCACGACACUGCAAACCCCCAGGGAGACCCCCCACCCCUCCCUCCAGCAGCCAGAGUGGGAAGCACAUCCCUGGGAAUUCGAUCCGGGCUGGGAAGAACCCCAAUCCCACGGCUCGGGAGCGGUGGAGGAUAAAGAGUCGCCUCCAGUGCCACCCUCGGGGUUCGUUCCCUGUGCCCCUUCCCAAAGAAAUAAAUUGUCUUUUAUACAAACCCUCUCGCUCUGUUAUGUCCUGCUUGGUGCUGAAUGGGCUCAUUGAA